Molecule: messenger RNA, 3924 nt
Organism: Siniperca chuatsi (mandarin fish)
Lineage: Eukaryota; Metazoa; Chordata; Actinopteri; Centrarchiformes; Sinipercidae
Gene: alg13
Product: ALG13 UDP-N-acetylglucosaminyltransferase subunit
Biological process (GO): protein deubiquitination
Molecular function (GO): cysteine-type deubiquitinase activity
Source: RefSeq, a predicted model, not a curated record
CUGUCGGUGUCGCGCGGCGGCUCGUGUUGUCGCGUCUGCACCGGACCGAGUUGACCGAGUUGACCGUGAAUGCUGUGGACAGUUUACCGGCGGCGGGAUGCAGAAAGGCCUGAAGAAGUACUUCGUCAACAUGGACGAGUACCUGUGCAGUCUGGGCCUCUACAGGAAGAUGGUGGCCCGGGACGCGUCCAGUCUGUUCCGGGCCGUGUCAGAACAGUUGUAUUACUCUCAGAACUACCAUCAGAGGAUCCGUCAGGACUGCGCCAACUUCAUGAGAGCCAACAGAUGCAACUUUGAACCGUUUGUUGAAGGUUCGUUUGAGAAGUACCUGGAGCGUCUGGAGGACCCGAAGGAGACGGUGGGUCAGGUGGAGAUCAAGGCUCUGUCUCAGCUCUACAGGCGAUGUUUCCUGAUCUAUCGUUACCCGGGGAAACCAGCCACGGUGAUCUCAGAGGACGACUCGGUUGACAAGGUGACGCUGUGUUGCUCCAUCAACGGUCACUAUGACAUCGUUUACCCGAGGAGUUACCCCGCCUCCGCUGCCCUCUGUCAGUCGCUCCUGUACGAGCUUCUCUACACUCAGGUGUUUGGGUUGGAGGAGGCGGAGCUCUGUCAGGCCAUGGAGGCCUUCAGGGUCGGAGGUCGUCGCUAUAGAAACAGCCCGUCAAUGUGCAGUGACAUCGACAUCGGCUACGACACACCUGAGGACCGAGGUCACAGGGAGGAGUCUGAGUCGGGUGGCGCUGCGGAGGAGAAACUCCGAGCUGUGACAGACGACACAAAGCCCUCUGCAGAUGCCCCGCCGCCCUCUAGACUGUCUCUUCCCUAUAAAGUGAUGAAGUCUCUGGACGGAGAGGUUUACAGAAACCUGGAGUUUGACGUCUGGCAGGACACCUGCAAAGAGAUGCAGAAGACAGACUACAUGGUGUUUGCAGGGAGGCAGUACUUCCUGGGAGACAAGUGUCAGGUGCGUCUAGAGCCGAAGGGGAAGUACUACAAUGCCUUCAUCCAGGAAGUAGGAACACACUCAUCGGCUGUCACCGUCUUCAUCGAGGAGCUGGGAGAGAAACACCUGGUUCCUCUGACUGAUCUGAAACCAGUGAAUCCAGUUCCUGCCUGGAAUGUUGCUGCUCCCACUAGAAAAGGAGACCUGGACUUGGACUCUCGUGGUCAGCGUCAUCACCGCCAUCGGUAUUUCAGGAAGUCUCGCGGCAGCAGUGGCGUGAAGGGGGCGGAGCUGCCAAUGCCGCCACCAUCCUCCUAUGGAGGCCCAGCCCCCUCUGGCAUGCCCCCCCGCUUCCAGCCGGCAGGUCACCCUCGCCCGCCCCCUCCCCCAUCACCAGGAGCUAUGACCUACGACCCCUAUGCCCCCCCACACCACCACCCCACAGCCAGACCUCCUCGCUACGGAGCCUCCAGAAGCUCCACCCGUUUUCUGAACCGUCACCUGAUUGGUCCACAGUUGACCUAUUACCACCCUGGCAGACGAUAUUACCACGACUACGAGAACUACGCCUUCAGGUCACGUCGUAGUCGGCGUCAGCUGGCGGCUCUGAAUAAAGAGUGUCAGUUUGGUUUCUCUGCGGAGUCGGUGGAGGAACCGACCGAUCUGGACACAACCAUCACAUACUACCAGCUGGACGAUGGCAGCGACACUGUCUUCCCUCCACUGCCGGGCCCAGCUGUGGCACCACCCCCACCCAUGGGAGCCCCGCCCCCUCCCUCUGGCACCUCCUACAGAGUUCAGAGAGGCUCGGGGCCCCUCCCCACCGCUCCCCCACCUGGAAACACUCCCGUCUGUUCAUCAGAGGAGGACCAGGAGGACACGAGCACCGUGGAGGACCAGGCUGAGUACACAGAGGAGUACAUCUACAUCACUCAGGAUCAGAGCUACCAGACGUCAGGUGUUUACACCACUGCUGAGCCCUCCACUAACCAGGACGAGCAGGAAGGAGGUACUGCUGACUCUCCACCGAGGCCAGAGAUGAACUACAGCUACACACAGCAGGUAGUGAAGCCAUUAGCAGUCAUCUGCUCUUCACCCUCCUCAUCCUCCUCUUCACCCUCUUCUCCAUCAUCACGUCUACCUGCAGCUGCUCACCUGCCAGCCACACACACACAGACACGCUCAGUUGCCAUGGCGAUCCCAGCCGCCUCUCCCUGGUUGGUUAAUGAGUUGGGUGAGGCUCUCUGCACCGUGGUAGCUCCGCCCCCUUACUCCUAUGACCCUAAUGGCAGCGAUUUACCCAGAGACUGCAGAGUCCUCCAGUAUUACUUCAACUUAGGAGUCCAGUGGUACCAUCAGAGCUGUUGGCAGCAGCAGCAGCAGCAGCAGCAGCAGGUGUACCCCGCCACCUCACCGGAGGCCCCCUACCCCUACCAGCACUACACACCCUACCUGAGCCAGGACCCGCCCCUGCAUGCUGCCCCUCCUUCGUACCCUGAUACAACUCGAGGCCCCCAUCAACCCCCUUCCUCCUACCCAGAAUCCACCAGGGCAGGAGACGGACAGACAGACGGACACAGCAGCGGCCCCGCCCCCUCUAUGGAAGGCCCCUCCUCCAUCAGCUCCGCCCCUCCAGGCUCCACCACCUCAUCGGGUCUCCUGUAUCCAGAUCAGACGCCCCUCCCCCCUCCCCCGCUGCUGCACCUGCCAUAUGAAGCUCCGCCCCCAGCUGCCUACCUUCCCUCCGCCCCUCCUCUUCCUCACCCCGCUCAUUCUCACCCUGCCCACCUCCCCCAUCACUCCUCCUACCACCCCUGCCUCCCCUCCACCCACUGGGGGUGCUACAGACCGGAGAGGCCACGCCCCACGAAUCUACUGCCCCGCCCCAAUCCCGCCCACAUGGUCAGUUACAUCACAGCCCCCCCCCACCACACGGCCACACACUACAUCCCCCCCACCAUCUAACACACGCGUCCUGCUAAAACCUCACAACUCCAACAUACCUCACUCACUAGCUUAUGGCUAACAACACAGUUUGUUUUUAAUGAGCAGUGCUAACAAGUCCCUGUUAGCAGGAAAACCUUGUAUCUCCAAAAUAUUUUCCUGCUCAUGUGGGAGCUUUCCAGAGGACAAACCCGGGAACACACGGAGGAAGUUUCCGUUCUGAUAAAAAUGAGAAACAGAUUUAAAAAUGUUAAUGUAGUAAUAAAUGUUUAAAAAAAGUGGACUAAUGAUUAAAAAUCUAAAUUUUGGCAUCAAGGUUUUCCUGUGUUAGCAUGUUAGCUUCACACUGAAUAUAAUGGAAGAACCAGCAGACUUCUGCACAUGCUAGCUGUUAGCUCGUGGCUAAAUCGCCUUUAUUAUUUUUUGAAUAAAUGCCAAAAAUCUUUAUUUACAUCAGUGAAAUACCUCAGAACCACUUCCUGUUCACGUUCAGUUAGUUUAGAUGUUUAACUCGUUAAAGUGGGACAAAUGCCUCCCUGCUGUUACCACGGCAACGCGCGUGACAAAUGAUGCCGUCAGAUUUUUGUUUGUUUAAGUCGUCAGCCAGCCAAUCAGAGGGGGGGGCAGCAGGCUGGGGGUGGUCAGUCCCUGUUUAUUGAUGAGGGGAUAUAUUUGUGUUAACGUUAUGUUCAAACUGGUGGUGUGUUUUUGUUACUGGGUGAAUAAAGUUUGUUUCACCAGCAGAAAGAUUGUUUUUUCUGUCCUCCAUUAGUGUCGACAGUCACAUGACCUUUAAUGUCCUGCUCACGAUUGGGUGUUUUCCAUUGUGCACGUCAGUUUGUUUAUCAUCGGACUUCUGAGGAGGGGGGGUGCUGAAUCUAAACCCAGAUCGUAGCAGAGCUUUAAACUGACGGACCGGAAACAGACCUGCAGACCGCCUGCAGGGCUGGACCGGGGGGGACGGAGCCUGCAGACCGCCUGGACCGGGGGGGGGCGGAGCCUGCAGACCGCCUGCAGGCCUGGACCGGGGGGAC